AUGAUCAAGCCGAUCGGAAAGAGCUUGGUCGCCGAAGAUUCGAACUGCUCUGCGCUGGAUGCGAUCAAGUGGAAGGAGCUGGCACUGGGGAGCCCCAGCCUAGAGAUGGGAACAGUAUUCCAUGUGCGGCCGAACCUGUGCCUCGUAAGGUUGGAGGCGGUAAGCCGGCAUGAAAUACUGUCCCGCUCUGCUGAGCACGCCAAGCUUUAUAGAGGCCAAUUUGGCCUUCUCUUCCAAGUGACCACGAAACUGCACGUCACUCAAUAUGUCGACGCCGAGGAUUCCGAAACUGGCUGA
Parnassius apollo (apollo) is the source of this 297-nucleotide messenger RNA. Lineage: Eukaryota; Metazoa; Arthropoda; Insecta; Lepidoptera; Papilionidae. The record is from the annotation of a GenBank genome assembly.